Fonsecaea multimorphosa CBS 102226 is the source of this 348-nucleotide messenger RNA. RefSeq lists its product as uncharacterized. Lineage: Eukaryota; Fungi; Ascomycota; Eurotiomycetes; Chaetothyriales; Herpotrichiellaceae. The coding region runs from base 1 to 348 and encodes 115 amino acids. The record is from RefSeq and is a predicted model, not a curated record. The transcript is spliced from 2 exons.
AUGACAGAUUCAAAGGGCGGGCACUCGAGCCAAUUCGACCCAACGUCACUCGACGCCAAUCAGCGCGGGAUCGCACAAAACACCAUCGACGAAGAAAAGUCCAACUACGGCGCCAAGACUGCAGUGGAUCGCGACGUCGGAGGAAAGAUGCCGACAUCCAAAGUGUCCACUGGGGCGUACGGCCUACCAGAAAUCAGCAGCGGCGGGCAGUCGUUAAGCGACAUCGUGAACGAAGCGUUGAAAGGCCGGACGGGCAUGGCGCAGGACAAGGCGCAGCGCAUCGACGAGAGCAUGAAAGUUGGGGGGGACGAAGAUCUUCACGAGAUGGCUGCAGCGAAGCAGCCGUGA